Molecule: messenger RNA, 5126 nt
Organism: Frankliniella occidentalis (western flower thrips)
Lineage: Eukaryota; Metazoa; Arthropoda; Insecta; Thysanoptera; Thripidae
Product: roundabout homolog 2-like
Exons: 14
Coding region: 395-4417 (1340 amino acids)
Biological process (GO): axon guidance; cell-cell adhesion
Cellular component (GO): plasma membrane; axon
Molecular function (GO): protein binding
Source: RefSeq, a predicted model, not a curated record
UGGGGCGGACGCGGUCCCGACAGGACGUAUACACCGUCUACGCUGCUCGUCGGCUGCGCGAUCGCGAGCGAACGGCGAAAGGAUCGUGUUCGGUGUGUGCUGGAGAGCGAGUGUGUGUGUGAGCGCGCGCGAGCGAGAGAGAGAGAGAGAGAGACAAGGACUCUUUUCAGAUAUAGUUGUGUGCGACUGUAAACGUGUUACUGUGUUGUGUGUUCGGUGAGACGUACCCAACCCUGUGCAUCAAAGAAGUUAGUGUUUCUGUUUUUGUGUGUGUGUGAGUGUGCGUGUGCCAUGGAUUUAAUAUCUUCACGCAACCAAAGGAUACGCGCACUUAGAAACAAAAGCAGAACGACAUUAUAAGAUGAAGUGAGCGUCGGCGAACGGUUAGCGGACUAUGGCGGGCAGGAGCAACCAUGGCGAUAACACCUGGAGGCUGCCGCUGCUGCUGCUGGCCUGCGUAUGCCAAGGCGCCGUCGGCGAGGAGGCGCGCGCGCCACGCAUCACGGAGCACCCCGUGUCGCAGGUCGUGCCGCGCAAGGACCCGGCCACGCUGAGCUGCCGGGCGGAGGGCGCGCCGACGCCGGCCGUGUCCUGGACCAAGGACGGCGAGGAGCUGCCGGCCGGCGCGGCCAACCGCGUCCUGCUGCCCGGCGGCAACCUCUUCUUCCUGAGCGUCGAGGCCAGCGACGCGGGCGUCUACCGCUGCGUCGCCGCCAGUGAGGCGGGUCAGGCCGUGUCCAAGAACGCCACCCUGGAGGUCGCCUACUUGCGGCACGAGUUUCGCGCCGUGCCGGAGAGCCAGCUGGUGACGACGGGCGACUCGCUGGUGCUGCAGUGCGGGCCGCCGCGGGGCCGGCCGGAGCCCACCGUCGUCUGGAGGAAGGACGGCCGCCGGCUGGACCUCGAGGACAAGCGCUCCCGCCUGCGCCUCGUGGACGGCAGCAACCUGGCCAUCAGGGACGCCCGGCCCGCCGACUCGGGCCACUACCAGUGCGUCGCCAGCAACGUGGCGUCCACCCGGGAGUCAUCCGUCGCCGUCGUGGAGGUCGGGGUCCCGCCCCGGCUGGUGCGCCGACCUUCGGACGCCACGGCCCUGGUGGGCUCCUCCGUGGUGCUGCGCUGUGAGGUGGCCGCGGACCCGGAGCCCGACCUGCUCUGGCGGCGGGGCCGCGGCCCCAACGGCAGCCUGGAAAUGCCCAAGGGCCGCGUGACGGUGCUGCCCGAUCGCUCGCUGAGGAUCACCGGCGUGCGCCUGUCAGACGCCGGCCAGUACGUCUGCGAGGCCGAAAACCGCGCGGGCUCCGUGACCACCAACCUCACGCUCUCCGUCGUAUCCGAGCCCACGCUCAGUCUGUCGCCGCCGCGGCUGCUGCGCCUGGAGACGGGCGCCACGGCCACCCUGCGCUGCGCGGCGGCCGGCGUGCCCGCGCCCCUCGUCACCUGGGCGCUGCGCGGCAACCGGACGGCGCUCCUGCCCGGCCAGCGCCUGGACCGGCUGUCGGUGGGCAGGGAGCGCCAGGGCGAGCGCGCUGUCGCCGCGGCCGUGCUCACCCUGGAGGCCGUGACGCCCGCCGACUCGGGCCGCGUGCUGGUGUGCGCGGCGGUGAACGCGGCCGGCGCGGCGGUGAGCCGCACCCGCCUGCUGGUGCUGGCCGGCGAGCAGUGGCCGCCGCCCGUCAUCGAGGUGGGUCCGUCCAACCAGACCCUGGCGGCGCACGCCACGGCCGUCAUGCCCUGUCGCACCGCCCACGGACGCCGCCCGCUCGCGGGCACCUCCAUCGCCUGGCACAAGGACGGCCAGCUGCUGCCCGCGCCCGGCCCCACGCCCGUGACGGCGCCCAGGAUCCACGUGGACGACUCUGGCGCGCUCCGCAUCCACGACCUGCGGGAGAGCGACGCGGGCGAGUACGCGUGCGUGGCGUCGUCCCGCAGCGGCCGCUACCGCUGGCGGGGCUGGCUGCGCGUGUCCCCGGAUGGCGCCACCCAGCACCGCGCCCCGGAGGCGGCAUCGCUGCCGGGGCCGCCCGGCCAGCUCCGCGCCAACGGCAGCGACCACGCCGUCAGCCUGUCCUGGCAGCGCACCACCAAGGUGGGGUCGUCGACCCUGCUGGGCUACCAGCUGGAGGUGCUGGCCCGGCCCGGCGGUGAGCACCGCGACGACCUGCCCGCCUGGGGCACGUUGACCCGGGUGCCCGCCACCUCCACGACGCACACCUUCGUGCCGCCUUCCGACGACGACGCUUACGUGUUCCUGGUGCGCGCUUACAACUCGCAUGGACUCUCGCCGCCCUCGGACGUGGCGGGGCCCGUGGUCCGCGACGAGGACGGGCGGUGGGUUGUGCGAGGGGACGACGCUGGCGCCACGCCGGAGGAGGACCUAGCCGACGUGCAGGACGCACUAGACCACGCCCCCGUUGUGCGGCUGACGGAGGUGGUGGUCGCCUCGCCGACGUCCGUGAAGGUGCUUUGGGACGUGCUGGACCCGGACCAGAUGGAGGGCCUGAGCAUCUACUGGUGGUCGGAGGCCGCGACGGCCGAGACGGACAACCAUGCCGAGUCCGCGGCGGCACAGGCCGGCGAGGACGUGGCGCUGCAGUCGCUGACGGUGCAGACGCAGGCGGGCGGCCCCGGCCUCGGCUUUCUGGUGACGGGGCUGCACAGCUUCACUGCCUACCACUUCUUCCUCGUGCCCUUCAACCAGCAGGGCGAAGGGCGGCCGUCCAACUCGGCGAGGGUGAGGACGCUGCCCGGCGCGCCCUCCGCGCCGCCGACCCGCCUCGAGGCCACGCUCAUCAACGGCAGCACGGCGCUGGUCAAGUGGUCGCCGCCGCCCGCGUCCCACCAGAACGGCCCGCUGCAGAGCUACCAGGUGCUGGUGCAGGCCGGCGAGGAGCUCGUGAGCAACGUGACGCUGUCCACGCUGUCCGAGGACGGCGCGCUGCAGCUGCUGCUGUCCAACCUGUCCAGCGCGUACCACGUGAGCGUGGCGGCGGCCACGGCGGCGGGGCUGGGGCCCUUCAGCGCGCCCAUCACCGUGCGGCCGGCCGCCCCCGUGGGGCAGCACCACAGGGACGGCGCCGCGGACACCGCGGCGGACGGCGGCCAGCUGCUGACGGAGACGUGGUUCAUGGCGCUGCUGGGCAGCAUGGUGGCCGUCAUGGUGCUCCUCUUCUCUGCCAUCAUCUUCCUGCACCGCCGCCAGCACCGCGCCAACAAGGAGACCUUCCUCGGCUUCUACGACUGCGGGUCGGGUGGUCCGGUGCUGACCACGCCGCUGACGCUCAAGGCCUCGGAGGGCAUGCCGCACCCGCUAUCGGCGCCGCUGUCGCCGCCGCGGUGCCUCGUGCCCCAGGACACGUACGGCGCCAAGUACGUGGCCGCCGGGCACCCGGGGCACCCCCACCAGGGCCGCAUCGAGGACCUCAUGCUGCCCGAGUACGCCGAGGCCAACGACGCGCAGUACGACCCCGGCAUGUCGCAGGGUUCUACUAGUAGCAAGUCGUACUACGCGGAGGUCCGCAACCCCCACCUGUUGAGCACCUUCCAGUCAUCGUGCCCGCUGGGUGGCUCCCAGCACGGCUCCCAGCACGGCUCCCAGCACGGCUCGCAGCACGGCUCCCAGCACAGCUCCCAACUCGGGACGCACCGCACGGACACCGGCAGCAGCGGGUACGGGCCGGGCGCCGCCCCGUACGCCACCACCACUCUAGUCUGCAGCGCGCGCACUACGGCGCCCUGCUCGUCCAGCUCCACGAGCUGGAGCCAGGAGAACGAGCGGUACCCCUGCGCUUCGUACUCCGACCCGGACAGCCGUGCUGGUCUCAUGUGCAGUCCGCGGUCCCCCGGCGGCGGCUCCGGCGGCUCCGGCGGCCCCGGCCACUACGACAACUACAACUACUCGGCGCACUGCUCGCACCCAGGCAGCCCCUCCCCGCUGGACCACCGCGGUGCGGCGCUCAGCCUGCAGGCGCGGGGCGCUCUGGCAGGUUCGAACCCCGGCGCUGCUGGCGAUGCCGGAACCCUCGCCAGGGAGAACAGGAGGCUCAAGCUCCUCAGGCGGCAGCUCAACCGCUCCGUGCACGCCAAGGGGCUGCCCCCGUCCGGUCACCAGUCUUCGCAGCUGCAGCUGCUGCUCCGCUCUAGUCCAUCCAGCUCGCGCAGCGGCAGCUGCAGCACCCAGGGCGGUGGCUCCCAGGGCGCCUCGCCGCCAGAGGACGCCGUCGACGAGCCCCACCACCAGGUCCAGCACCACGCGGCGCCCAUGGCCGUGCUACGCCAGGAGCCCUGCGACUACACGAGCAGCGGCAGCAGCAGCUGCAGCCGGCGGUACGGCAGUGGCGGCAGCAGCAGCGGCAGCGGCGGCGGCAGGGGAAAGGGCAAGGCGGGCUACAGCGGGCUGCCGCGGAGGGACCCCUGAGCUGCGGCCAUGCCCGAGCUUUACCAUUUGCUGGACAUUUGGAUCAAGCUUUGCGCGUUUAAGAGCAUAAGCAUGUUUGGCUCAACGCUUCAGACGAGUUCCCCAUUUAUUUAAGGCGCAAAGAAUCUGUCAAAAGAGUCUCGCCGACAUGCCUUCCGCUACGAAGGGAAGACCAAAUAAAUUAUUGUGAGAGCUGUCUCGCAUAUUCUUAUACUCUACCGCUGGCCAUCCGCAUGGCCGGCCGCUGACUCAUAGUUAAAGACUGCCCAAUAAAGACUGCAUAGCAGUCCCCAUUAUGAUUUCCCUUGCUGUGAUUGUUUUCCCUGUGUUUUAGGUGUAAUUUAAUUGAUUAUCUAGUUCUAAGAUUGUUACAAUUAUUCUUCUUAGCAGCUUGGUAAAUUUAUUCUAAUUCGACCCCGCAAAAUUUUGUAUGGAAAUGAAAUUAAUGCCGGGGUAUGUUAAAAAUGUUAUCAAGUUUACCAUCGGCUUACAGUAUUGCCCGAAACCGCUUUAUUUAUUUAUUGAAAGACUUUAACUGCAUAUAAAUGCCCUACAACUGCGUGGGUCUCUUUUUGUUACAUACUUUCUUCGUUUGUUUUUUUGUACAUCUUGUAACAUAAUGCCACGCAUAUUGCGUCCAUAAAUUUUGUAAUAUAUGUAAAACUGUUUCUUUUGUAAUAAAAAGAAAGAACAUUGGAAACCAUUGAAA